CUCUCGGGGGGCCCCUGCGGGGGGUGGGGGGGGGGGCUGGGCUGCCAGCUUCUCACCCGGUAAUUAAAUGACACAGCACAAACCUGUAGAAACACAGCCUUCCCGCGGUCACCACAUUGAAUCAGACCCGAAAGCUCACAAGACCUUCAGAACCUUUGUUCUAAAGGGUUUCGUGGCCACGGACGGGGAAACUGAGGCUGGGAGCAGGACAGCGGAGGCGACGCCGUGGAUAGCCAGCCCGCCUGCCACCCACCCCGCAAGCCCCCACACGCGACAGAGGACCUCCAGAUCCGGGGCUGGUAAGCACUGGAGAGCCUGCCCCCCUCCCCCGUCCCACCGGGACCACCGGACACGCCGGCAAAGUCAGGGACGGCGAAGUCAGGGACGGACGCGGGUUGCCUGAAGAGGCCCAGUCCCGGCUUUCUCAGAUCUGGGCGGGAUUCUGUGCCAGUGAGCGUGAACAACCCGGAUGGCUUGUCCUGGGGUUGGGACGCUCGGGGCUCAAACGGGGACAGUCUCAGGAAACCCCGGGUGGUCUGUCACCCUAACUUCUAGCUCAGCAUCCACAGAGCUGGGCGGCCAGGGGGGGGGGCCUUUGCUACCAGAGUCCUGCCAGGUUCGCGCGCGGUCAGCACUUGGAGGUGGUGGCCACCGGGGGUCGGCCCCGGGUCCCACACGCCGGGACGGCAACUCCUGGUCACCCUUCCCCUCCUGAUGCUGAGACGGACGAGUCCUCCGGGUGGCUCCCGGCUCACGGCCGGAGCUCCGUGCAAAAAGCACCUGUUUUCUCGCAGCCGAGUAAGACUAUCGCAGGCAGAGCUCGAAUUCUCUCCAGGUUUUAUUGGGUUUAAAAAUGACACCAUUUGCAAGAUGCUGGUCGUCUGUGUGAGCGACACACGCAUGCCGGGAUAUGGAGAUGACGGCUGGAGCGUCGCCUCGAGUGUCGUGGGUGAGAGAACACGGGUGUGCGGAGGAUUGGCCGUGACCCUGAGCGGGCGAGAGACCCCGCCACGACGGUCUGCAGACUGUGGUGCCCACGCCAGCAACAGUAACGAGCCGUGGACGCGACCGGUCGCCUCCCUCCCUCCCUGGCUCCUGGCGGGAAGGGGUGGAUCUUCCCAGGGUCUCCCAGAGGCAGGCGCUGACGAUGCAGGUGUCCUGGCCGCUGGUCCCGCGUGGCCACUGCCAUGGCCCAGGCUCACAAGAGGCUUCCGGAACUUUGCACGCCGCAGGGAGAGGUCGGAAGGGACACUGGGUUAUAGAGCCCAAGCUUGGGUCUUAGCAUCAGCCCCCCGGACCUCGUCCCCCCGCCUCACCCCACGCCCCUCGGAUCCGGUGCACCAAGGUCACCGUGUUGCCACCUACCCUGUGGUGACCGUGACAGGCGGGGACGGGCAGAGGACGCUGGAGCCACGGGGCGAAAUGACAUCGAGAAACGGGGUCUUCACGCCAUUUCCAAGCAUCAUCCCACUGCUACUGUGUUGUCCUUCUGAUAAUGUGAAACGUGUAGAAGUUGUUUCUAUUUCGCGGUCAUGGUCACCGUGGGACCCGCCAUCCACGCACUGCGCCGGCUGCUGGUCCUCCGGCGGCUCUUCUCCGGCAUCCAGGUGGCGCCCGACCUCACGCAGCCCCGCCCGAUGGCGCCCAGCCACUGAGGCCGACACGGGACAUCAGGACACCUGGCAGCAGCCACACACGCACGUCCCACGUGGCACACCGUGGACUCUCAAGUGGCAGGGCUUGGUGGGUAACGUCCGGUGGGUCCUCUCCCCAGACAGAAUGUCCUGGAAGGCACGUGAGUCCGCUCGGGAUGCCGUGGCAGAGCCCUCGGGCCGCGGCUCGGACCACAGACACUUUCCCACGUUGCGGAGGCCAGAGGCCCGCGAUCAGGGACGCUGCGGGUCCGGUUCCGCCUGAGGCCUCCUCCCCGUGUGCCGUGUUCCCGUCUGUCCGUGUCCUCGUUCCCUCUCCCUGUGAGGACAUCAGCCACGGGCUAGGGCUCAUCCGUAUGACCUCUCCGAGCCCAUGACGUAAGGAAAGGGCCUGUCUCCAAACACGGUCCUCCUCUGCUGGGACCAGCCCCUCCGGACUCCGGGGACGUGGACACUGCUUCUCCCACUGCCGCCCCCCUGAGCUGAAGGCUCCCCGUGUUCGAUGAUGCGUCCUUCUGUCUGUCCUCCUCUCCUGCUUCCUGGGACCGAAGCCCCCCGUACAUCAUGUCCCAUAGGCCUGUGUUUCCUGUGCUUCCGGCAAAGACCACAUUUAUACCUAAAGUUGUCACCUGGGGGCACCUGGGGGUCUCCACCUGAGCAGUGACUGUGAGCUGCUCCUCCUCCCCUCCCCCACCUCGUCUCGCAGCCCCGUCCCCAUCCCACCACCAUAUGGCUGCUGACACUUGUAGCCACAGCGUGUGGCCCGCCUUGGAGGUGAGGAGACCUGCUUGCUCCCCUGUCCCCCCGCUACGCUCCCUGCCCCGCGGAGAGGAUCCGAGCUCCGGGAUCAAUCCCGCGUGGCCGUCGCCUAUGACACCUGCUGUAUGCACAGCGCCACGGUUCUCCCAUGGUUCAGGCUCGGCUGCCAGAAGAAUAGAAACGUGGCUUCCCCGUCCACUUUGUCGUGGCCACUCUCACAAGCCACCUGCCUCCAGCCGAACCCGUGGAACUCACACUCAAUCUCGGAGUUACUAUCAUGUAAACAGAGUCGUCUCCUGCCCGUGUCUGCGGUGACAGCUUAGCAGGGAAUAAAACCCUUCCCCGGCGACGCUGGGGACGCGCGUGACAUCAGCAGAUGUCCUGCAGCGGGACUGCCCCCACCCCCCCACCGUGGACAGCAUAACCUCCCCUCCCCCGUUGCUCACGGGCUCGCUCUGGGCCAUCGGGUCUGAGCAGGAGAGCUGCGAGCCGCUGCGUGUCCCCCGUUCUCUCGCUCCUGCAUCCCUCCCGCGGGAGGGGGAUGGAGCAUGUGGACGAGGCCCCCACAAGCCCAGAGCUGCACAGCCAAACAUCACCGUGGAAGCUCCAGAGGUCUGGUCAUCUCGGGGGGACAAAUGGCCCGGGCCCGUGGGGUUCUGUGAGCACGGAGCCGACUUUCUCCUUUAACGGAGAUUUGGCGGUUUUGGCCUGAAUUCCCUCCAGGUAACUUUUCUUUCAUCUGUAACGAGUGUGUUCCUCUAACGUGCCUUUCCAAGCCUUUGUUUUAGGCAAGUUUUCCUCUGUGGACGUGGACGGUGUUUUCAUUGUUAAACGUCUCUGAAGAAACAAAUAAAGAGCAAACAACAAGAAAA
Molecule: messenger RNA, 3283 nt
Organism: Prionailurus viverrinus (fishing cat)
Lineage: Eukaryota; Metazoa; Chordata; Mammalia; Carnivora; Felidae
Exons: 3
Coding region: 715-1917 (400 amino acids)
Source: RefSeq, a predicted model, not a curated record